GUGGUUGCGAUGGUAGUGGUAGUGGUGGUGUGCUGGAAGAAGCAAGUGUUUCCUCUGGGCUUGCUUGCUGCUACGUUUUGUAGCAAUAUUCUGCCUGUAUAUCUGUUAAGUUUGGCGCAUAAGUGUCAGGCGUUUAAUGAUCUUGCUUAACAAUUGCAUGUUAAUAUUGCACAUUAGCUUGCGAGGUGAACGUAACCUUGUCUGAAAAGCAUCUUUGAACAUAAUUGGAAAUUACGAUGCCAUCCCCGAUGGAGGGAUCUUCCAGAGAAGGUGACCUCUUUACUGUGAAACAUGAGCUGAAAAAUGCCAACCUGACGGGCCAUGUAGAGAGGGUGGGCAUUGAAAACUUUGAGCUACUAAAGGUGCUGGGCACAGGAGCAUACGGCAAGGUGUUCCUGGUGAGGAAAGUGAGUGGUCAUGAUGCUGGGAAGCUGUAUGCCAUGAAGGUUUUGAAGAAGGCCACUAUUGUACAAAAGGCAAAGACUGCUGAACACACACGGACGGAGCGUCAAGUGCUGGAACACAUCCGGCAGUCUCCUUUCCUCGUCACACUUCACUACGCCUUCCAGACGGAUACCAAGCUGCACCUCAUUCUCGAUUAUGUGAAUGGUGGGGAGCUUUUCACACAUUUGGUGCAAAGGGUGCGAUUUAAGGAGCAAGAAGUAGCCUUGUACAGUGGAGAGAUUGUGUUGGCACUAGAACAUCUACACAAGCUUGGGAUUGUCUAUCGGGACCUGAAACUUGAGAAUAUUCUUCUGGAUUCAAGUGGUCAUAUAGUUCUGACAGACUUUGGGCUCAGUAAAGAAUUUGAUCAGAUGGAAAGGGCAUUUUCUGUAUGUGGCACCAUUGAAUACAUGGCUCCAGAAAUUGUGGAAGGCGGAGAGUCUGGACAUGACAAGGCGGUGGACUGGUGGAGCCUCGGCGUGUUGAUGUAUGAGCUUUUGACUGGCGGCUCACCCUUCACCGUUGAUGGAGAUGAGAACUCGCACACAGACAUUGCCAAGAGGAUUUCCAAAAAGGAUCCUCCUUUCCCCAAAGAUAUGGGACCAUUGGCCAAAGACCUCAUCCAGCGGCUCCUCAUCAAAGAUCCAAAGAAGAGAUUGGGCUCAGGUCCUAAUGGUGCAGAGAAUUUAAAAAAACACCCAUUUUACCAGAAAAUUAACUGGGAGGAUUUGGCCGCUAAGAAGGUGCCUGCCCCGUUCAAGCCAGUGAUUCGGGAUGAGCUGGAUGUCAGCAACUUCGCAGAAGAGUUCACAGAGAUGGACCCCACCUACUCUCCUGCAGCUCUGCCUCAGAACUGUGACCGCAUCUUCCAGGGCUACUCUUUCAUGGCCCCCUCCAUCCUAUUUAAGAGGAAUGUGGUGAUGGACGACCCUGUCCAGCUGUGUGGGGGCUCUGACAGGCCAGGCUCUGCUGCGGUGGCCCGCAGCGCUAUGAUGAAGGACUCUCCUUUCUAUAUGAGUUAUGAGAUGGACCUGAGGGACAGUGUUCUGGGAGAGGGUAGCUUCUCCAUCUGCAGACGGUGCACACACAAGAAGACUGGACAGAAAUAUGCAGUCAAGAUUGUCAGCAAGAGGAUGGAGGCACAGACUCAGCGGGAAAUCGCAGCCCUGAAGCUCUGCGAUGGCCACCCUAACAUUGUCAAGUUACAUGAAAUUUACCACGACCAGCUCCACACGUACCUGGUUCUGGAGCUGCUUGGUGGAGGGGAGCUGCUGGAGAGGAUCCGCCGAAAGCAACAUUUCAGCGAAACAGAGGCCAGCCGCAUCAUGCGAAAACUGGUGUCGGCUGUCAGUCACAUGCACGAUGUAGGAGUGGUGCACAGGGACCUUAAACCGGAGAACCUGCUCUUCACAGACGAGAGUGAGAACUCGGAGAUAAAAAUCAUAGACUUUGGCUUUGCUCGCCUCAAACCACCAGACAAUCAGCUCCUGAAGACUCCCUGCUUCACCCUGCAGUACGCAGCGCCAGAGAUUCUCAAAUAUGACGGCUACGAUGAGUCCUGUGACCUGUGGAGUCUGGGGGUCAUUCUGUACACCAUGCUGUCUGGCCAGGUUCCUUUUCAAUGUCAGGAGAAGAGCCUGACCCACACCAGUGCUGAGGAAAUCAUGAAGAAAAUCAAACAGGGGGACUUCUCUUUUGAAGGCGAGGCCUGGAGAAAUGUGUCCCAGCAGGCCAAGGACCUUAUACAAGAGCUGCUCACGGUGGACCCAAAUAAGAGGAUUAAGAUGUGUGGCCUACGUUACAAUGCCUGGCUCCAGGACGACAGUCAGCUGUCUUCCAACCCGCUCAUGACCCCGGACAUUCUCGGCUCCUCCACUGCCUCCGUCCACACUUACGUCAAAGCUACCUUUAAUGCAUUUAACAAAUGUAAGCGGGAAGGUUUUCGCCUACAGACGGUGGACAAGGCGCCACUAGCCAAGAGGAGGAAGAUGAAAAAGACGAGUACCAGCACAGAGACCCGCAGCAGUUCCAGUGAGAGCACCCAUUCCUCGUCGUCCUCUUCCCAGUCUCAAGAGAAGACUUUUCCAGGGGGCGACACUAACCCGCAGCCCUCCAAAAGCACACCUGUCAGCACACCAGUGGCCCUGGGAACAGACUCUGAGCACCAACCAGCGCAUCCAGCCUUUCACUUCUCAGAAGGACAGUGAGACAGCAAAAUGAAAAGGGAGAAUUAGACAGUUUCAUAAACCGUUGGAUGUCUUGGACCAGUGUAGAGACAGCUCUCUUCUCUUUCUCUCUGUCCCUGGCAGCUCUUUGCCUCUGGCUCAAUUGCAUGGACGUUCGCACGUGUCCAAAACCAAGCAUGCAGCAAGAGCAGCAACCGUCACCUCAAUAUCAAUCAAUCAAUCAAUCAAUCAUCAUUAGCAAUAGCCUAUCCCUUUUCUGUCUCUCUCACUUUCACACGGACUGUUUCAAUCAGGGACUGGACCAGGAAGAAGUUGUCAACGGUGUCCAGAAUGAAAAAGGGCUGCCCUACUGCCCCAAGUCCAGACAGACAGUGGAGAGACAUAUUCGGUCUCGUCAUAAAACAGCUUACUCUGUCUGCUCCAUUUACCUGUCUUUGUAAAUGCCUCCAGGGGUUUUAAAGGGAGAGUCGUAGUGUUUACACCAUGGAUGCUUUGUAUUUUUUUGUCAAAGGGAGAGAAGAAAAGCAAUGUGCCGCAUCGCAAUGUAAAGUCGGUCCACUUCUCUUUUCUGGGAAGUCUCUGCAAGAUGGAGCAGGGUAUUUAUAUGUGAAUUUUACAGACUGCAAUUUAUUUAUGAUAAGCUAUAUUGUUAACUUAUUUAUGGUUCAGACUGAUCUGAAAAGAAAUAAUGGAUACAGUGAGUCUUCAAAAAAAAAAAAGACGUUUUGUGUAUGUGUAUGUUUUUCCCAAUCAGCUAAAAAGACUGUUUUCAUGUGGUCUGAUUGCUGUUUAAACUUCUUUGUAAGUAGGUUACUGAGACACAGUUAAGUAGAUAUGGUAAGACUACUAUAGGCAAGAAGAGAUUAACACCAUUGGCUACUGGUUAAUGGUUUGUCAAAUUUAUGUAACCAAAGUCCUUUGAAUUAUUUAAGGAGUCUGGUGAAUGUUACAAUUGAACUGCAACUGUGUCCAGUGGUCAAAAAAAAUCCUUGUUCAUAAGGGUUAAAGAAGCAAACAUGUGAACAUCUUUUUGUAGGAACAACCAAAUUUGGAUAUAGUGUUCAGCCAAAUCUGUGGCUUUAUUGUUGUAUGGGGAACACUGCUGCCUAUGGGGAUGUGACCCCACAAGAAGCGCUAUAUUUAGACUUAUGUUUCCCUCUGAUGUGGGAGUAUGGUUACUUCAAGGCUCAGCAUUGCUGCUGUUCCACAUUCUCUGAUCCUCAAGUCAGUAUUUAGCCCAGCAGUGGAUUUGCCUUGUGUGGUGCAGGACUUAAUUGUCUCAUUAUCACUACAACCAAUUGGAUUGAGCAGAAUGCCCCAAAUGGAAAAUUCAGAUCAGCUUAGUUCGAGGUGAAUGCGUCAAGAUGCCAACGGGCAGCUUCAAGUGGUUUCCUUUUCAGAUAAAACAAGAUUAUUUUAAAAUGGAAAGAUUUAUGUGCCAAAAAUGCAAUUAAAUCAGGUAAUGGACAGGUGUGAGCUUAUGAUUUAAGGGGUGGUGAUACUUUAGGACAUUUUAAGGCAACAUAGGGCCCCUUGUGUUACUGCCUUAAGUCUUAAACAUACUGCAAAAUGAUCUACCCUUCAUGAUAAAGUUCCUGAGGACAGACCUCAAACAAACACUCUUUUACUUUUGACACCAUCCCUUGCUCUAUUUAACAAGUUGUACUGCAUGACUGAAAUGGUGAUUUUUGCAGUGUUACAGCUCUCACUUUCAGGCAGAUAUCUGGUUAGUAUGAAGUCCCCAGUGCAUGAUGUAAACUGAAGCAUCAACCUCUUCUUUUAAUUUAUUUUUAUUAGCUUUUAUUUGGCAGAUCCUUAAUUGAUUUAAUGUGAGUUUGUUUACUUGCAUAUUUAAAUAUACUUGAUUUAAUUCAGGACUUUGAAUUUUUGCUGUUUUGAGGUAUAUGGAUGUAAACACCAAAACCCUUUUUACAAUAGCCUGAAUAUUGUAAUGUUCCAAUGUUACAAUACUGGUGUUAGCCAGGAUAGUUAGGCAAGUAAAUACCAUGCUCUGUGAAUUGUUUUUUGCAAGUGUGUGUUAGUCUGUUUCCAUGGUAAUAGUUGAAAUACUGUAUUCUGUUGAUGUACAGCAGUAUUUGUGUUCAGUAUGUGAAGCUGCCUGGAAACAGUUUCUCCUGCUAAAUCAGGAUACAAAUCCUUAGUUGGACUACUGUGUGCAUUUAGAUACACUCCCUCAUCUUCUUCCAUUUCAGUGCACUCUGAAUCUGAACCAAAGCAUUAACUUCAAGGUAGCUGCUCUACGCUGCAUGAGAUAUUUCCUUUCAUGCAAAUAUGCAAAGAAAUGCUUCAUAUAUCACGGUUUCUGUUUGUUUUUCUCCAAAUGGUGAAAUAUGUUAGAUGUUACUAGCUUAGGUAAUUUUGUGACCGCGUACAAUGUGUUUCUUCAGAGAUUCUUUUUAGGGUCUAUAAUUUCCAUAUCCAGCACAUUAUCAUGCUCAAAACUAUGCAUUCUCUUUGUUGUUGUGUUGCUUACGCCAUUUCAAAGACCUCAUCAAAUGGGUCUGAACAUAGUGCUUAAAAGGGUGCAUCAUGAUGUACAUAUACUGUACUUUUACCCUCAUAGUGUCAGCCACAAUAGAAAUAGCAAAGCAGGAUCCUCUGCCUGUUUAAAAGGAAUGGAAUCCUUGGAGCUAAACACUACAAAGCUCUUGUCUAACUUAGUUCGCAUGAGUUCCCUGUUGCUGCCUCAUUAAGCCUCUUUUCUUUUGUUUGGGUGUAUUAAUAGCUCAAGUGGAGGAAGAGGAAAAGUGUCCUAUAUUGAGCUCCCCUCUGGGAGCCAGGCUCUAUUAGCUGAUAGUGGGCUGCAGUGCUGUUUGUUCCAAAGAAAAUACCAUACUCCACUCACUGCCUCUGUGGAACCUAGCUCACUUUUCUUUGUAGGGAAAAAAAAUAAGGAACGGGUUUGUUUAGUACCAGUGUCUCUUGGGGCUGAUUUCCAAAGUAGGUUGUCCCCCCUUUGAUGAACAGCUUGUUCAGUGUGCCACUAUGAGAGAGGGAGGGGAUUUGCCAUCCUGUUGUCUUUGAUACAUGUUUUUGUUGAUUCCCUGGGUUUUGAAUGAACGUUCCUUCUCUGCCUACAGUGCUUCCUCUUUUUUGCUUCUCUCUGAAUUGAGGUUGAAAGCUCCCCUACCUGAUAAGCUUUACUGUGUACCUUUUUGCAACAUUAAUUAGAGGGCUGGUAGCUUUAACUGUUUUGUAUAAAUCAGUGACUGCUGUUGUGCAUUGUAGAGUCAAAAGAUUGGACUUUGGAUGUCCCUGUGUGCUUCUAUACUGGUGUCAUGUAUGUGCUUAUGAGUAAGAUGUGGGUCCCCAUACUGUACAUAAAGUACAUCGUGCUUUGAAAGCACAGCUUCUCAGUUAAGGUGCUUUUCUGCAUAUAUUGUCUGUGAAAGUGAUUUUGGUGGUUCAUUUUGGUUAGAUUUUAGUAUGGGAUCAUGUGGAGCUGUCCACGGUGCUGAAGUGGCAAAACCUCUGGUGGUGCUGCAAAAACAAGUGGCUUUCCACAAUGACCUGUAAUAAUGUGAUCCCUUUUAAAGCAGUGAUUGCCAACCAGGAAUGCUUGUACCCCAGGGGUUACUUUUGCAGUUGCCGGGGGGGUUACCUAGCUCUUAAAAGGAGGAAAACAAAUUCACAAAUUUGAUUACACAUUGGUAUGAGGAUGAUCUUAAAGGGGAACUCCACCGUUUUCUCCAUCAAAGUCUCUUUACAGGUCUCAGUAAGUACUACUGCAUAUCUGAAAAAAAAUGUUCUAUAAAGCCUUUACAUUUCAGUGGAGUUUAAAAGAAGUGAGCUUACCAGACCUUUAUAGCCUACUGCUCAUCUCUACUUUGCCUGAGGUAGCACAACACACCUGAAUCUCUAUCCCAACUGUUGGUGGUCGAGUUGCAAUGUGGGCACCAGGUUUUGAAAAGAAAGCAAAAUUAAAAAGACAGAUCUCUAGUUCUGCUGCAUUUAUUUAAAUACUUCUUUCAACUGUCGAUGAUCAGUGACAGUGUUAUAGGAGUGCAAUUCAAAUUGGUGACAAAACAAGUCUAAGCAAUAUUAAGUUUUAUGUAGCUAAUAGUGUUAAAUGACAUCCAGAUUUAUAUCAACUUGUGUAGACUGGUAACUUCAAAAUAAAAAGGUUGGGAACCACCGCUGUAACGGUUCGCUUUACAGAAAUUACAAACAUGCCGAGAAUGUCUUCUCUGCUUCUCAGUAGUUUCAAUGUAAAUUGGUGUCAUGGUGAGUGGAUUAUCUAAAGUUGCCCGGGCGUUGUUUCUGGAAAACUUUUAAAUAUUAUUUUUCAAUGCUCACAGUGUUGCAAAAAACCUCUAUCAUAUUUGGGCCGCAGAAGGAAUUUCAUACUUAUGUCACAACCAAAGCUAGAUACCCCUCAUAAGAAGAUACUUUUUUUGGGGAAUUUGAAUCUGUAUCUGUACCCCUUCCAGAGAGGUCGAAGCACGUGUGAAUGAAUGACAUUUUUGUCUUGCUCAAAGACGCUUCAGCAGGUUGGGCGCCUGCCAACAUUGGAACAUCCGAUUUUGAAUUUAGUAGGCUUACUCCACCUAGUAUUGCUCUGUUGUUGACAGAAAAGGUGUCACGAAGAGGUUGCAAGUUAUAAAGGGAUGUCAUUGAGUGCUCAUGCCAAGCUGCCACUUCAGGCAUUAUCAUACUCCUCAUAUCAUAGUCGCAACCACAGCCAUAACCAUGAUGCAUGUGCUACCGCUUCAUUCCUGUCAAUAUUUUUUUUUCUUUUUGAUCAUAUCAUAUUGUUACUGAAGUAUGUCCAAAAAAUGUACUGUAGCAGUGAAUCCCUUUUGAGAUUGGUCAAUAUUAAACUGUUUCAAAACACGAAGUCAAGCUUUAAGGGCAAAACUUGCACUUGUAUGUUCUUUUUAAUCAUGCAAUUUAUUUUAUUUUUUUGUAAAAGGAAAAAGUUUCCUCUGACUUUGUGCCCGUCCAAAUGUUUCAACAUUCAUCUGUCUGUUUGUGUUGAUGGCUGUUGUCCAACAAUUCUAAGUAGUACUAAAAUAGAAAACCUCAACACCGGAUAGUACUUUUACAGCAAGGAUAUACCAUGUGCAUACCUGCUUUUUUAGGGCACUGUGAACAUCAUCACGCAGGGCUUUAGGCCCACCAUGAGGAAAAACCUUGAUUUGCGUCAAUAAAUGCUUUACUUGCUGGCUGAAUACAUCUGUACAUUUAAUAACCUGAUACCAGUCAUGAUGAGUCUUUGAAUAGAUCCUUGAUGUCAUUGUGUUUUCAAGUGUAUUUACAUCAUUACUGAAGGUAUUUUGUGAUACCAGGAUUUGUGUGUAUGAGUUGUCAGAAGGACAUUAAAUGUGCGAUGUUCCUGUUCAUUUAUUGAUCUCUACUAAUAAAAUUAGGUACAAAGCUUU
Molecule: messenger RNA, 8032 nt
Organism: Micropterus salmoides (largemouth bass)
Lineage: Eukaryota; Metazoa; Chordata; Actinopteri; Centrarchiformes; Centrarchidae
Gene: rps6ka5
Product: ribosomal protein S6 kinase, polypeptide 5
Exons: 17
Coding region: 237-2651 (804 amino acids)
Biological process (GO): regulation of DNA-templated transcription; intracellular signal transduction; protein phosphorylation
Molecular function (GO): magnesium ion binding; ATP binding; protein serine/threonine kinase activity
Source: RefSeq, a predicted model, not a curated record